ACGAAACCCUUGAUCCGGUUCACAAUGUGAAAUGUUUGUUUGGACCUCACUGAGGUUCAGCAGGAGACAGAGACCUGGGAUCUGUGUAGAUGUGUCAUUGUGACUUCUGCAGUGUCCAGUUUGCUCCACCAGGGAUCCCCAUUGAUGACGUGACAACAGCGCUGGAGUGAGCAGAGUCCAGUCAGGUGGGCUCUGUUGAGCUGUUCAGGUGUCGGAGAGAGAGAGUCGCCGCCGUCCUGGGGUUCGAGCUUCCGUCCCGAUGGCUGCAGCUAAAACGCACUGUGGAGCUUCUUUCUCGCUGGAUGCGUACCACGUCUCUGAGGAGUUCGGCUUCAUCCUCCCUGAUCCUCUGGACGAGCUUCCGCCCUACUACCAGCCGUGGAUGGACGUCGCGCUGCGGAUCCCAGAGCUGGUGCACGCUCGCGAGCUACGCGCUCGCGUCAACAAGAUGCCGCUGCUGAGCAGCGAGUUCCUGCAGAAGCACAGGGAGCUGCGUCUGGCCCACCUGGCCCUCAGCAUGGUGACCAUGGGCUACGUGUGGCAGGAGGGGGAGGGCGGCACAGUGGAGAUGCUGCCCUGUAACCUGGCGGUCCCGUACUGGGAGGUGUCCCAGCGCCUGGGGCUCCCCCCCAUCCUCACCCACGCCGACGGGGUGCUGGCCAACUGGAGAAAGAAGGAUCCCGAGGGCCCAUUCAACAUGGAGAACUUGGAGCUGCUGGUCCGACUCCCGGGCGGAGACAGUGUCCAGGGCUUCUUCCUGGUCACGCUGCUGGUGGAGCUGGCAGGCGCUCCUGCAGUGGCGAGCAUCCCUAGAGUCAUUGAUGGAGUACAGCGCGGUGACGCCGAGGCCGUGGCCCGAGCCCUGGAGGACAUUAGUCAGUCUAUACAGGACAUGACAGACGCGCUCAAAAUGAUGCAAGUGUACGUGGAGCCGUCAGUCUUCUAUGGCAUCAUGAGGAUCUAUCUGUCUGGAUGGAAGGACAACCCCUGCAUGCCCAGAGGUCUGAUCUACGAAGGCGUCCACGCCGAGCCGCUGCAGUAUUCGGGGGGCAGCGCCGCUCAGAGCAGCCUGCUGCACUGCUUCGAUGAGCUCCUGGGGAUCAGACAUGAAACACAGAACGGUGACUUUCUAAGCCGCAUGAGGAACUACAUGCCGCCCGCGCACAAGCGGCUGAUCCAGGACCUGUCGGCGCAGCCGCCCCUGCAGGAGUUCGCGCGGCGGCAGGCGGACGGCCAGCUGAACCGGGCCCUCCAGCUGUGCGCGGCCAAGCUGCUGGCCUUCCGCAGCUACCACAUCAACGUGGUGGGCCGCUUCAUCAGCGUGCCGGCGGCGCGCGCCCGCCAGCUCCGCCAGCAGCGGCGCGGCGCCGGGGAGGACGCCGUCAGCAGGGCGCCCGCGGCGCUGGAGGAGAGGGGCACCGGCGGCUCCGGGGUCAUGACCUUCCUGAAAAGCGUGCGGGACCAAACCAAACAGGCCUUUUUGCCCGAGGCGGGCAAAGACGUGGAGUGAACGAGCAGUGAUUUCUUAAAAGGCCCCUUUUUAUCACAUUAAAAAUACCAGUGGAAGGCUGUC
This is a messenger RNA of Betta splendens (Siamese fighting fish), 1573 nucleotides long. RefSeq names its product indoleamine 2,3-dioxygenase 1 (gene ido1). Gene Ontology annotation, molecular function: metal ion binding; L-tryptophan 2,3-dioxygenase activity; indoleamine 2,3-dioxygenase activity. Gene Ontology annotation, cellular component: cytoplasm. The record is from RefSeq and is a predicted model, not a curated record. NCBI's taxonomy places the organism in Eukaryota, Metazoa, Chordata, Actinopteri, Anabantiformes, Osphronemidae. Bases 260 to 1510 code for a protein of 416 amino acids. The transcript has 11 exons. Gene Ontology annotation, biological process: 'de novo' NAD+ biosynthetic process from L-tryptophan.